GAGGCCAAGCCCUGAGCGAGGCUCUGGGGGAGGGAAAAUGUGAGGGACACAGCCCCAGGGGAUUGUGGGAAGGCAGGCCAGGCUGGACUUUGCUUACCUUUCUCCUCCUGGAGCUGCUUUUGUUUGCUUUCUCCUUCUUGGCUCUGUGGCUGUGUGGCUAAGUGAGCACUAUGGCUACUCAGAGAAAUCUCUGGGAUGCCAUUGUGAUCGGGGCAGGUGUCCAGGGCUGCUUCACUACCUACCACUUGGCCAAACGUGGGAAGAGAGUCCUGCUGCUGGAACAGUUCUUUCUCCCACACUCCCGAGGAAGCUCCCAUGGACAGAGCCGCAUAAUCCGAAAGGCUUACUCUCAAGACUUCUACACCCAAAUGAUGGAUGAGAGCUAUCGGUUAUGGGCCCAGCUGGAGCGUGAGGCUGGAACCUCACUGCACAGGAAGACUGAACUACUGGUCCUAGGGAUGGAGGGGAACCCAGAAUUAGAGACGAUGCAGGCCACCAUGUCUAGGCAUGGGAUAGAACACCAGCGUCUCUCAUCUGAGGAACUAAAACAAUGUUUCCCAAAUCUCCGGUUGACCAGGGGAGAAGUGGGGCUCUUGGACAAGACUGGAGGGGUCCUUUAUGCAGACAAGGCCCUCAGAGCCCUCCAGGAUGUAAUUCACCAGCUAGGGGGAACAGUGCAUGAUGGAGAGAAGGUGACAGAGAUAAGACCUGGGCUCCCAGUCCUAGUGAAAACCACCUCCAGGAGCUACCAAGCUAAGAGCUUGGUCAUCACGGCAGGUCCAUGGUCCAACAAGCUCCUCCAGCCCCUGGGCAUUGAGUUACCACUCCAGACUCUGCGGAUCAACGUGUGUUACUGGUCAGAGAAGGUCCCUGGGAGCUACAGUGUGUCCCAGACCUUUCCUUGCUUCAUGUGCCUGGACUCGGAUCCCUAUCAUGUCUAUGGGCUGCCUGGAGGCGAGUACCCUGGGCUGAUGAAGAUCUGUGUUCACCAGGGCAACAAAGUGGACCCGGAGGAACGGGACGACCCCAUGGCCUUCUCAGGUGUCCAAGAUGUCCAAAUCCUAUGCCACUUUGUCCACGACUACUUCCCUGACCUGAAGUCUAAGCCUGCCAUCAUAGAGCGCUGCAUGUAUACGAACACCCCAGAUAAGCACUUUGUCCUGGAUCGUCACCCGAAGUACGACAACAUUAUCAUUGGUGCCGGAUUCUCUGGGCAUGGAUUCAAGCUGGCUCCUGUUGUGGGAAAGAUCCUGUGUGAGUUAAGCAUGAAAUUAAUGUCGUCCUAUGACUUGACACCGUUUCGCAUAAGCCGUUUCUCUGGGUUGGGCAAAGCCCACCUUUGAUGGCUGGCCUCCCCACUGUGCCCUGGCCUCUGCUGGGAAAUUGCUCUGGGAAGUGACCCUGAGAUACAUACAUCCUUUUCUCUUGCUGGGACAUUUGAUUCUCUCUGGGAUUUAGGGUAGGUCUGACUAAAUCUGCUCAGGGGAGCAUAAAUAAGAUGACCUCUUACAGAUCACUAGUGCUCUUGGGGUUCCUUUUCUCUAAAAUUAGGGAAGCCAUCCUAGGACAGAUCCAUCCUCCAUCACAAACUCUCAUCAAUCUCAUAGCUACACAAUACACGUUUGAUAAAAAAAAAUUGCUGAAUAAACAAAUAAUUGCAUUACAUAAAAG
Messenger RNA from Cavia porcellus (domestic guinea pig), 1671 nucleotides. RefSeq names its product pipecolic acid and sarcosine oxidase (gene Pipox). Gene Ontology annotation, cellular component: peroxisome. The coding region runs from base 171 to 1343 and encodes 390 amino acids. NCBI's taxonomy places the organism in Eukaryota, Metazoa, Chordata, Mammalia, Rodentia, Caviidae. The record is from RefSeq and is a predicted model, not a curated record. Gene Ontology annotation, molecular function: L-pipecolate oxidase activity; sarcosine oxidase activity; flavin adenine dinucleotide binding. The transcript has 8 exons.